Paramecium tetraurelia is the source of this 1056-nucleotide messenger RNA. RefSeq lists its product as uncharacterized. The transcript is spliced from 5 exons. Lineage: Eukaryota; Ciliophora; Oligohymenophorea; Peniculida; Parameciidae. The record is from RefSeq and is a predicted model, not a curated record.
AUGGAUCAAAUUUUGUUCUGCAUAAACGAGAAAUGCACUUCCCAAUCACGGUUAUUGUUAACUAUGGCAGACGUGCCCAAGCACAAUGACAAGUCUCAUAAAGUCGUAUAAUUCAAGGAGUUCAAAUCAUAUGUCAUGGAAAAAUAUGGAGAUGCAGAUUUGUAGAAAAUUCAGAAAAUCACAAGCAACGAAAAGGUUAUCAAGGAUGCAAUCUCUAAGAUAAUUAAAGAAGUAAAAGAGAAGUUGGAUUUGUUUGAAAUUAAUGAAAUCAAGAAGAUGCCAAGUUUACAAUAGUAAGGAAAACCGAAAAUCUAGAAGGACAUAACAGCUGACUUGUUAAAGACUGUAGUGGAAUUCCAAGUGGAAAAGAUUCCCAAAUACGGUUUCAUUUUGGAACAGAUAGAUGAUCGUAUGAAUAAGUUGAAAACUGAAGUCGCUGGAAUGUUGAAAGCCUAACAAUACGAUUUAUAGAUAACUACCUUGGGUAAUGUUAAAUACACAUGGAGUGAUCAAUUUAAGGCCAACAUUUAUGCCAUCAAAGAUGAUGCAAAAAGGGAAAUUGAAGCAACAACAUCAUUUAUGGGGUGGUCAUUUGCAUGCAUCCAAUAAUAGUUGACUUCCUAAAAGAGAUGGGAAACGAAAUUGGAGAUUAGAGCAAGUGAACCUGAUUAAAAGACUUUAUAGGCCAGUUAAUUGGGACAGUCCUAAUUAAAGAAAUAAUCAUACAGUUUUGCUGUUGGAAUUACACUCUAAAAGGUGAGAUAACAAAAAGGACUUGAGUAAUAAGAUUUGGCUACUGUAGGUCAUGGUUUUUACUUAAUUCGGUCUGAUGGAUGGACUUGCCACAAUUCAGAUAAAAAUAUUAAUUGGAAAUAAGGAUUAUGUUUCACUCCAGAACCUAAGGAUGUGAUAUUAAUUAAAUUCGAUCCGACUGAUGGCGAUCUUCUGUUUGAACAAGGCAAGAACAAAUACUAAAUGAAGGUGGAGAGACCUUAAAAUGAAGUGUUUUUAUUUUGUGUACACUUAAAAGGAUGUAAGGCCAAGAUAUUGGAUUGA